Messenger RNA from Alosa sapidissima (American shad), 1953 nucleotides. RefSeq names its product protein kinase, cAMP-dependent, regulatory, type I, alpha (tissue specific extinguisher 1) a (gene prkar1aa). The transcript has 13 exons. Gene Ontology annotation, biological process: regulation of protein phosphorylation. The record is from RefSeq and is a predicted model, not a curated record. Lineage: Eukaryota; Metazoa; Chordata; Actinopteri; Clupeiformes; Clupeidae. The coding region runs from base 139 to 1746 and encodes 535 amino acids. Gene Ontology annotation, molecular function: cAMP-dependent protein kinase regulator activity. Gene Ontology annotation, cellular component: cAMP-dependent protein kinase complex.
GUUUGUGAUUGGCCAUAACCUUUUCCGGUGGGGCAUCCGUCCAAGGACUGAGAAAAGAGACGUUAGCUAACAAAUUGUUCGUGACAGUGACGAAAGAACGUUUCUUCUUGAAAAUAUAUUUCAGAUCAAGAGAUCGGGAUGGCGUCCGGCAGUUCGAGCAGCGAGGAGGAGAGGAGCCUACGUGAGUGUGAGCUCUACGUGCAGAAGCACAACAUCCAGCAGCUGCUGAAGGACUGCAUCGUGCAGCUGUGCACCUCCAGGCCCGACAGGCCAAUGGCUUUUCUCAAAGAGUACUUCGAGCGGCUAGAAAAGGAGGAGGUGAAACAGCAGCUGAGUCAGCAGAAGUCCAGCUCACGGUCGGACUCCCGCGAGGAUGAGAUCUCUCCUCCGAUGAACCCCGUGGUCAAGGGCCGGCGGCGGCGUGGAGCCAUCAGCGCAGAGGUCUACACCGAGGAGGACGCCGCCUCCUACGUCAGAAAGGUAACUCUCAUGUCCUCUCUCUCUCACACACACACACACACACACACACACACACACACACACACACACACCGAGGAGGACGCCGCCUCCUACGUCAGAAAGGUAACUUUCAUGUCCUCUCUCUCUCACACACACACACACCGAGGAGGACGCCUCCUCCUACGUCAGAAAGGUAACUCUCAUGUCCUCUCUCUCACACACACACACACACACACACACACACACACACACCGAGGAGGACGCCGCCUCCUAUGUCAGAAAGGUAACUUAUGUCCUCUCUCAUGUCCUCUCACACACACACACACACACACACACCGAGGAGGACGCCGCCUCCUACGUCAGAAAGGUAACUUAUGUCCUCUCUCAUGUCCUCUCACACACACACACACACACACACACACACACACACACACACACACACACACACACACACACACCGAGGAGGACGCCGCCUCCUACGUCAGAAAGGUUAUCCCUAAAGACUACAAAACGAUGGCUGCCUUGGCUAAGGCCAUUGAGAAGAAUGUGCUCUUUGCCCACCUUGAUGACAAUGAAAGAAGCGACAUUUUUGAUGCCAUGUUCUCAGUCACCUACAUUGCUGGAGAAACAGUCAUUCAACAAGGUGAUGAGGGGGAUAACUUCUAUGUUAUUGAUCAAGGUGAAAUGGACGUGUAUGUGAAUAAUGAGUGGGUCACCAGCAUUGGCGAGGGCGGCAGUUUUGGUGAGCUGGCGCUCAUCUAUGGCACCCCCAGGGCGGCCACAGUCAGAGCCAAGUCCAACGCGAAACUGUGGGGCAUCGACAGAGACAGCUACAGGAGAAUACUCAUGGGCAGCACUUUGAGGAAGAGGAAGAUGUAUGAGGAGUUCCUGAGCAAAGUAUCAAUCCUUGAGUCUCUGGAUAAGUGGGAGCGUCUUACGGUGGCCGAUGCUCUGGAGACAGUGCAGUUUGAGGACGGACAGAAGAUUGUUGUGCAGGGAGAGCCUGGGGACGAGUUCUUCAUUAUCCUGGAGGGAACAGCUGCUGUGCUUCAGAGGCGGUCAGAGAAUGAGGAGUUUGUGGAGGUCGGAAGACUGGGGCCCUCCGACUACUUUGGUGAAAUCGCUCUGUUGAUGAACCGCCCGCGCGCUGCCACCGUGGUCUCCCGUGGACCGCUGAAGUGUGUGAAGCUGGAUCGUCCGCGUUUCGAGAGAGUGCUCGGCCCCUGCUCAGAUAUACUGAAGAGGAACAUCCAACAGUACAACAGCUUUGUCUCCCUGUCCGUCUGAACCUGAAGCUGCCCCUGCCCUCCGUAACACCCCCACCCCCCAUUCCUAGUUUGAUCCCCUGUGCCACAGGGUCCACCAAUGCAAAUCUGCUUUAUUUUCUUACUUCUGGAAUAUGUUCCAACACCCAUGUGCCCACAUGUGUCGUUUCUUCUUUAGUGGCUCUCUCUCUCUCUCUCUCUCUCUCUCUCUCUCUCUCUCUCUCUCUCU